AUGGGAAAUGAGUGCGAGGAUCUGUAUUCGUCUACAUUUUCACAAAGCUUCCACUCUGAAUCAGAAAUAGUGCCUAAGGGGGAUCCAAGAACGGCGAUUGAAUUCAAUGGAAAUGUCUUGACAGAGUCUGUGCAUUCGCUACCUGAGGCCGCCACUAUAAAUGCGAUUUCUCUGAACAGCCACCUCCACUUGGCAAAUGUUCUCACGCCCAGUAGCGAAUCAGAUGAGUCAACAGAAGCUUUACCCGAGCCUGUGGUACUGGCGUACAACCCCAGCUUGAAGAAGAAACUCACCGAAAGCAUUUGCCGCCGACAUCAACGGUCUGCAUCAGACUUUGUGGAUCAAGAGAUGAAGGCUGUCACUGAAGGUACAAUUGAUGACACUGAACCUGUCCCCCUGGACCCAGUUGUCCAUCCACCUGAGGAGCAACGUCCGACAAAUCAGAAUGAAGGAAAACCGGUGUUUUUAACCCAUAAUCAGCGCUCUCUCAAAAGAGUCACAGACGUUUCUCCUCUUCAUGAACGCGUAACUCCGAACCUCGCUUCGAAAAAUCUGCUUGUAAAGGUGGUCAAGGCAGACUUUAUUGAUCUUAAAAGUUCUUCUGAUGCCUACUGCGUUGUAGAGUUGGAUGAGCCAUACCAACGUCACGCUACGCAUGUUGUACCACCAUCUGAACAACUGUUUUGGGACCAGCAUUUAUUGUUCGGACUUAACAGCAACUCUAAACGUGCGGCGUUCGAGGUUUUUGAAUUGUCAAAACGACGAAAAUCAAUUUCACGGGGCUACGCAGAAGUCUACCUACCAGAAUUGCUGACCAGUUCUGUUGGAGGGUGUUCGAGCGAGCUCCUGCGCUGCAUUCCCCUGGAUCUUAAGCAGCACUCAUCUUCUACUUUAGGCAUUGCUGCUAACGUCGGCGGAAGCGGUGGAGGGAAGUGGGAGUACACCUCGAACUCCGCCUCUAGUUCCGCCUUGCUCGCCAUCCGCAAACCAACUAUCACUGCUGAGUUCCACUUUAUGGAGCGGAUAGUUGACGACCCUUUCUCAGUUUGCAAAGGACGCUCUGGUGUCGGUUCACCCACUCCAUUGUUGAAGCUGCACGCAACAACUAUGACCUCUCCUGCCUCCUCCUCAGAUUCUUCUCUUAGUCAGACGGCCGGUACAACCACCUCUGAUUCCACUGGCAUUGGCAUCAGUGCUAGUGCGGAUCGCGCCUCUCACGGCUCCAAGGAGGGAGGGGAAGACAACGAACAGUUGGAGCUUGAGACUCCCAAAGACGUCACACCAACGCCUCACACGGAGAGCGGCAAACAGCAUGAAAGUCGCCUUCAACGCUCCACCUCAACACGAGGCUCGCGUCUCUUUGAACCGGCCUUUGAGAAUCUGCGCCUAGCAGAUACCAACGUCGCUCUGACCAGACGUCAGCAGUACGGACAUCGGGUCAGUGGAGGCUUCGGUGGUUUGCGUCGCAAGUCGGUGCCCCGCGCCCUCUCCAGCGGUUUGGGCGGCUGUAAUUCGAAUACCACCGGUGGAUUUGGCCUUCUCGGACCUAGUUCCCAACUAGCUGGAGUGGUGGCAGGCCUUACUGCUGCAUCUGUGGACUCUUCUGGUGCUUCCGUUGAUCCCUCCACCGCUGCUGCAGUUGCCUCGGCGGUAGCAGUGGCUGCUGCCACGGGGCGCUCAACCUCUGCCUCUGCGGCUCUUGAUCGCAGAGUCGUGGGGACAGGAGCUGGAGGUAGUGCAGUUGUGGGUCCAGUGGACUGUCUCUUUGAGGGCGCUGCUACUCCUAUGGCCACUACUGGGAUCUCUGAACAUGAGCCACUCACUGAUACUGUGGUUAGGUAUGCUGCGCCUGCAGCAAAUGUAGCAGAGAGUCUGGGAACAUAUUCGGCCCAGCUACCUCCUAAGAGAUCGGACACCGCAGGAACGAAGUUGAUCAAUCUCUUCAAAUCCAAAAAGAAACAGCAGCCAUCGGGUAGGCCCCCCUUUUAG
Molecule: messenger RNA, 1989 nt
Organism: Hydatigera taeniaeformis
Lineage: Eukaryota; Metazoa; Platyhelminthes; Cestoda; Cyclophyllidea; Taeniidae
Source: the annotation of a GenBank genome assembly